GCACGGGCCGGUCGGCACCUGGAGUCUUCGCUUUGGCCACAGCUAGGAUAACCAAGCAAAAGAAAGAUGAGCUUCCUCUCUGGACUUCUGUCUGCUAUGAGAAACUCUGUUUACUUUAGCUUUAAUUCACCAGCCACUUGGAGACAGUAUAGCACCCUGGCUAACUUCAUAGUACGUAAGUAUCAGGGUCUGAGACUACGUCAGUGUGCCAGGGUUGUCUUUCUGCCAGACAACGUUCGUUUCUACAGGACUUUUAAUGAAAGAACAGGUUGCCUCUCGAGGACUAAAAGUGAGGCAGUUUGGAGGAUUACCUGCAACUGUGCUGCCAGGAAUGCUUCCUUGUGGAGACAGCUACGGAUCGGAGACAGUUUUCACACUUCUGCACGUUGUCAAGCUGCUCCAGUGCCCCUCCUGUUGAUCCUCCUUAAGCCGGUGCAGAAACUACUUGCAAUCAUUGUGGGCAGGGGCAUACGAAAAUGGUGGAAGGCACUUCCUCCUAACAAGAAGGAGCUAUUUAAAGAAAGUGUAAGGAAGAAUCAAUGGAAGUUACUCCUUGGUUUGAGUAGUUUUGGAUUGCUAUUCAUAGUGUUUUAUUUUACUCACCUGGAAGUGAGUCCAAUCACAGGAAGGAGCAAGCUGCUAUUAUUGGGGAAAGAACAUUUCAGACUGUUGUCAGAACUGGAAUAUGAAUCAUGGAUGCAAGAAUUUAAAGAUGAUAUGCUACCUGAAAAAGAUGCCCGAUACCUGGCCGUUAGAGACGUGGUCGGUCAUCUUGUUGAAUGCAAUAAAGAUAUCCCGGGCAUCUCUGAGAUUAAUUGGGUUAUUCAUGUGGUUGAUUCUCCAGAUAUAAAUGCUUUCGUGCUUCCAAACGGACAAGUGUUUGUUUUCACUGGACUUUUGAAUAGUGUAACUGAUAUUCAUCAGCUUUCCUUCCUUCUGGGCCAUGAAAUAGCUCAUGCAGUACUUGGGCAUGCAGCAGAAAAGGCUAGCUUGGCUCAUUUGUUGGAUUUCCUAGGAAUGAUUUUUCUUACCAUGAUUUGGGCCAUUUGUCCUCGAGAUAGCUUGGCGCUUUUGGGCCAGUGGAUACAAUCCAAAUUGCAGGAGUAUAUGUUUGAUAGGCCAUACAGUAGAACACUGGAGGCCGAAGCUGACAGGAUUGGACUACAGCUUGCUGCAAAGGCAUGUGUGGAUGUCAGAGCGAGUUCAGUAUUUUGGCAGCAGAUGGAGUUUGCAGAUCGACUUCUUGGUCACCCCCGCUUGCCAGAAUGGUUAUCCACUCACCCUUCCCAUGGAAACCGAGCUGAGCAUUUGGAUAGACUUAUACCUCAGCAAAAUGGCAAUAGUGCUGUCUCCUGCGAGCCUCUGGUCAACGCCCUUGUCUGCUAAUGUAAAGAUGAGUUCAAGACCGCUCAGAGACUCUUUGGAAGAAAGUCCUGAUGGUGAGCUCCUUCUGAAGUGAGCCAUUAAAGACCUUUUGGAGCACGAUUCCACUCUGUCUCCAUUAGUCAGAAGUGAAUUGAUGGCAACUGGUGAAGAUCUCCCAAGUGCUGACUGGACUGUGUGGAUGAAACCAAUACUUAGUUCCUUCUUCACUCUUUCCCUCUCUACUGCCCUCUUCUUUCAUAAUCGUGAGACACUUUAACGGUAGGAAUUCUAGACUGGACUCAAGAUUUUUAAAGUAAUUAAACGUUUUUAAAAAUGAUCUCUUCAAAACACCGUGGAAAAUCAUAACAUGUAAACUACCUGGCACGGAGCAAGGUACAUAGGAAGGGACUUCAAAAAGUGCACAGAAGAAUGGAAUUAAGAAGAGAGAAAAAAUUCACAACUCUUUGAAGUCCCUUUGUGGGAAGUGAACAGUAAAUGGGAGCCCUUUUCCCUUCUAGUGGAACUCUUUUAGAAUUGUGACCGGCUGGCUGGCUAAUUCCAUAUUUAACCCCAAAUCUUCUUUGGGAUCCUCAGAACCUUAUAUUCUUACUACAAAUGCGCAUGUCUGCUUUCUA
Messenger RNA from Echinops telfairi (small Madagascar hedgehog), 2000 nucleotides. RefSeq names its product OMA1 zinc metallopeptidase (gene OMA1). Lineage: Eukaryota; Metazoa; Chordata; Mammalia; Afrosoricida; Tenrecidae. Gene Ontology annotation, cellular component: mitochondrial inner membrane. Gene Ontology annotation, molecular function: metalloendopeptidase activity. The record is from RefSeq and is a predicted model, not a curated record. Gene Ontology annotation, biological process: mitochondrial protein processing; protein quality control for misfolded or incompletely synthesized proteins. The transcript has 9 exons. The coding region runs from base 67 to 1386 and encodes 439 amino acids.